Messenger RNA from Diaporthe amygdali, 807 nucleotides. RefSeq lists its product as uncharacterized. The record is from RefSeq and is a predicted model, not a curated record. Bases 1 to 807 code for a protein of 268 amino acids. Lineage: Eukaryota; Fungi; Ascomycota; Sordariomycetes; Diaporthales; Diaporthaceae. The transcript has a single exon.
AUGUUCCGGACAUACACCACAAUCCCUCGUCGCCUGCCACCAACUCUGCAGCACACCAUGCUAUACUCGCAAGCCGUGACCGGGCGCCAGCCCCCAGUACCAUCAACCUCCAAUACGUCAACAAGAGCACAAUCCGCCUCACCAAAUACACCACGUCCAGGAACAACCUCACAAACCCACACCAAAACAGCCCCAACUACCACCCAUCACCACCAAAGCCCACCCCGCCCAAGACACCAGCCCAACCCAGACCACAAACCACGCACCGCCAGCCCAGAGGCAUCCGUCUACGUGCUAACACUGACCACAACCCCCUCCCUCUCAGAGCCGCUCAACGCCCUGCGGGAAGCCCACUUCCCAGCCCACCUGAACCGCACCCCAGCGCACCUGACGCUCUUCCACGCCCUGCCGGGGUCGGAGAUGCCGCGCAUCACCGCCGCGCUGGAGGAGCUCUGCGGCGCGCAGCGGCCCCUGCGCCUGGCGACGGGGAGGGCGUUCCGCAUGCGGCGCGGGGUGGGCAUCGGCGUCGCGGACGGGGGCCCACGGGCGGCUGCACAGCAGCUGCACGGCGCGCUGCAGGGCCGCUGGUGGGACGUGCUGAGCGAGCAGGACCGGAGCGGGUGGCGGCCGCACUGGACGGUGCAGAACAAGGCUGCGGACGAGGCGGCCGUGGACGCGGCGAUGGGGGAGGUGCGGUCCGGGUUCCGCGGCGCUGAGGGCGUGGCGACGGGGUGUGCGCUGUGGCGGUACGAGAAGGGUGGGAGGUGGACUUAUGAGCGGAGGUUUGACUUUGACGGGGACAAGUAG